Capsaspora owczarzaki ATCC 30864 is the source of this 4970-nucleotide messenger RNA. RefSeq names its product DNA polymerase alpha subunit I. Gene Ontology annotation, molecular function: purine nucleotide binding; chromatin binding; single-stranded DNA binding. The record is from RefSeq and is a predicted model, not a curated record. NCBI's taxonomy places the organism in Eukaryota, Filasterea, Ministeriida, Capsasporidae. The transcript is spliced from 12 exons. Bases 45 to 4970 code for a protein of 1641 amino acids. Gene Ontology annotation, cellular component: alpha DNA polymerase:primase complex. Gene Ontology annotation, biological process: lagging strand elongation; DNA replication; mitotic DNA replication initiation.
UUUUGACCAUUCUCGAUUCUUUGCCUCAGUCAAACCAUCAAACCAUGGAAGAUCGGCCACGGCGUGCGACGCGCGGCAGCAGGCAGGAGCAGCGCGAAGGCGCCAUCGAGCGACUCAAGGCUGCACGAGCGGGAAAGUCCGGACUGCAAGUCGAGCUUCAAGAAAGCGUUUUCGAAGAAGUGGAUGACGAUCGCUCGCCCGGCCAGCGCAUGGACGAGGUCGACUUUGUUGUUGACGACGAUGGCAACGGCUAUGUUGAUCAGGGCGGUGAGUGGUGGGAACACGACGAAGAUGACGAAGACGGCUACGGCUCGGAAGAGAUGGAAGGGGCAAAUGCAAGCGACGAGGAUGCCCGCCCAUCCAAGUCUAGCAAGCGCGACAAGGCCAAAGGCGGGUCCUCCAAGUCCUCCUCCACUGCUGGCAAGGACAAGGCAGGCAAAAGUGCGAAUAAUGCGACCAGCAAGCCCCAGCCCGCGGGACCCAGUCGCAUUCACAAAAUGUUUGCAGCACAAGCGUCGGCGGUCAGCACGGGGCCUUCUGCGCGCGUCGGAGGCCAGAUGCUGGGCGGAGCCGAGUUGUCCGCAAACGGGGCUGUAGCCGCUGAUGUGGGCACCUCUCUCAAGCCAGAUGAGGACGCCUUGCUCACUGCAGUCAUGAGUGACACGGUGACGCCCGUCGCCAAACGCGUCAAACCCUCGGCCUCAACGUCUGCUGGCCGCCCCAAGCCAGGCGUGCCUGGCAGCAAAACCCGUGCCGCCCUUUCUGACAUUGCGCUCUUUGGAUCGGCCAAACAAACGGCUGCUGCAGCCGCUGAGGCGCCGGCAGUGUCUGCCCCUGCGGCUGCUGCUCGCCGAGUAGUGCAGCCAGCGCGACCAGCAGUUCGCAAGGUAGCCGCCCCGCCGUCUCGUGCCGAAGUUGCUGCCGUUGAAGCGCCGCAUGCAAUGCAAGUCGAUGACAAUAAUGUCGACGAGAGCGCCUCUCCCGCGAAGGAGGCCGACUUGUUUGAGGUCGAUGCAGUUGACGAGUCUUCCAUGGACUUUGGCGACAGCAUGGACAACGUUGACAUGGACCAACUGCUGCGAGCGGAAAAGCUUGCUUCGUCCAAAUCUGCGCGCGGCACUUCCCGCGCUGCUCCGCGAAUGCUUCGCGCCGUGGACGACGAUGAGCCUGCGGCUGCUCCAGUUGCCAAACCGGCCAACGCCACUGUCGUGUUCUCUUCCAGCGAUGCGUCCAUGAUGGACACGACUCCGGAUGUGAAAUCACGCGCGUCCGCCAUUCCGUCGCGUGCAAUUGCCACCGUCGCUUCUCCAGCUCAAGCAGCGCCUGCUCCAAAGCAAGCUGCACCCACAGUUGCGCUUGCAAGCGCUGCUACACCGCUGCAACUGCCCACAGUGUCCAGUUCGUCCUCUGCCCUUCCGCUCAAGACCGACGAGGCCGGUGUUCAAUACGUUCAAUUCUACUGGCUCGACGCAUACGAAGACAUGACCAUUUCGCCCGGUUUGAUUUAUCUCAUCGGCAAGGUCUGGUCUGAGACGGACAAGCGCCAUGUCAGCUGCUGCGUCGUCGUGCACAACAACGAGCGAAACAUCUUUAUUCUUCCUCGCGAACACGCGUUGGAUGCGAAUGGAAUUUCGACCGCUAAGGAAGUGACGAUUGAAGACGUCGAGGACGAACUUGACAACGUGCGCGCAAAGUACCGCAUCGAAGAGUGGCGCUCCAAGCCUGUUCAACGCUUGUAUGCCUUUGGCCUGCCUGGCGUCCCGGCUUACGCCACCUACAUCAAAGUCAAGUACUCUGCCGCGCUUCCGGCCCUCGCAGCUGCCGAUCAAUCCGGCAAAACGUACUCUCACAUUUUUGGCACGACCACAAGUUGCCUCGAGCGCUUUCUCGUCAAGCGCGCCUUGAUGGGCCCUUGCUGGCUCAAAGUUCCAUGUCGACCCAACAAUGGAGCGCCCGAAACGUGGUGCGCACUUGAAGCGAUCUGCGACAAUCCCAAGUCCAUUAGCAAGAUUGCGGCACGCGAUUUGCUGCCACCUCCUCUUGUGGUCUGCAGCCUGGCGAUGAAAACCAUCCUCAAUGCAUCCAAGCACAAACACGAGGUUGCAGUCGUCUCGCUCGUUUUGCACACAAACGUUUCCGCCGAGGGCGAGAUGCCGACGACUGGAUAUGAGCAUCUCACGCUUGUGGCCAAACCGGCCAACCGCACCCUUCCGUUUGGGUUUGCGAAUGCAUGCAAGACUGCAGGUUUCACACUCGAAUCGUGCGACUCGGAGCAGCUGUUGCUCAACCGAUUGAUGAAUACGAUCGGGCAGGCCGAUCCCGACAUGCUGAUUGGUCACAACUUUGUCGGAUUUGACCUCGAUGUGCUGCUGCAUCGCAUGCAGGAUCUGAGCGUCCGCACCUGGUCCAAACUCGGUCGCCUGCGACGAUCGCAGAUGCCGCGUCUCUCCAACCACCAUGGCUCGGACGCGUCGUUUGGCGAGCGCAUUGUCCUUUCUGGUCGGUUGACCGCGGACAUGUACUUGCAAGCCAAAGACCUCGUCAAGGCUCGAACCUACAUGCUGACCGAACUGGCGCUGCUGCAGCUGGGCGAAGAUCGGCCUGAACUGGACAUUGAAUCCAUCUCCCAGCGCUUUAACGACUCUGCCGAACUGAUUCAGCUGUGUCGAUUGUGCGAAAAGGACGCCGUCCUCUCCGUUCGCCUGGCUGCCAAGAUGAUGGUCAUUCCGCUGACGCGUCAACUGACAAACAUUGCCGGCAAUCUGUGGUCGCGCACGCUGCUCGGCGGUCGUGCAGAGCGCAACGAGUUUUACCUGCUGCACGAAUUCUCCCGUCCCACGGUCUGGGAAGCCAAUCGCAAGUUUAUUCCGCCAGACAAGAUUUACGCGAGCCAGGUGCGCAAGGCGGCUGCGGCGGCUGCAGCGGCUGCAGCGGGCAAAGGCAAUCGUGGCAAAGCUGCUGCUGCAGCGGCGGACGAAGGAAUGGACGAAGACGACCAAGGCCCGUCUGAUCCGGCAUCCACCGCGGCCGGUGGAGGUGCAGCGGCCGGUGCAUUCAAGAAGCGCAAGAAGGCCGCGUACGCUGGUGGUCUUGUGCUCGAGCCAAAGAAGGGCUUUUACGACCGGUACAUUUUGCUUCUCGAUUUCAACUCGCUGUAUCCGUCCAUCAUUAUGGAGUACAACAUUUGCUUCACCACGGUGGACAAGCCGCAGCCAGUGUCAGACCCGACAGGCCUGGAGGAUGGCAAUGGCCAGCCGCUGAUGAUUACACCUCCCGCUGAACUCCCUGCAAAGACUCGCAAGGAUGGAUUGCUGCCCCGUGUCUUGAGCCGUCUCGUGCAGCAACGUGCCUUGGCCAAGAAGGAGAUGGCCAAUCACCCCGAGCAAAAGCAGCAGUGGGACAUUCGUCAGCGUGCCCUCAAGCUCACGGCCAACUCGAUGUACGGCUGCCUCGGCUUUACCAACUCUCGCUUUUACGCCAAGCAUCUUGCCGAGCUCAUCACGGGACGCGGUCGUGACAUUUUGCAGUCAACGGUGGAUUUGGUGCAGCAGCAACUCAACCUAGAGGUCAUUUACGGUGAUACAGAUUCAAUCAUGAUUAACACUCAAUCUAUACACUUGCCAGAUGUGCUGGAAGUGGGACAGCGAGUCAAAAAGCAAGUCAACGACCGCUACAAGCAGCUUGUGAUUGAAAUGGACGGCAUCUUCAAGUCCAUGCUGCUGCUGAAAAAGAAAAAGUACGCGGCCCUGUCUGUGCAUCUGAAGGACGGCGCGGUGGAAAUGGUCAACGGAGCGCCGCGCGUUUCCCGAGAAACCAAGGGUCUGGAUAUUGUGCGUCGUGACUGGUGCGACUUGGCCCACGACGCGGGUAACUUUGUGCUCAACCAGAUUCUCAGCGACAACAAUGCCGCAUCAAUUGAUGACGCUGCUGAAGGCGUCUUGUCGAAGGACGCUCUGGUCGAGCGCAUUCGCACCUAUCUGUUGCAGCUGGCCGCCGACGUGCGAACCGGCAAGACUCUGCUGAACAAGUUUGUCAUCAACAAGGGCUUGACCAAAAAUCCCGAAGAGUACGCGGACAAGAAGAGCCAGCCGCACGUCCAAGUUGCCCUGCGCCUAAAGGAACAAGGCAAAGCCGUGCGUGCAGGCGACACAGUCCCCUACGUUAUCUGCAGCGGUAGCCAGGAAUUGGGCCCGGCAGACCGCGCCUAUCACCCAGAUGAGAUUCUGCGCGCGUUUUCUCGCGCCAUUGCCGCGCAAGCACAGCUCCCGUCUGACGCACCGCUCCCUCAGCUGGACAUUCAAACGGCAACAUCUGCGGUACCGGCUAGCGCGAUUGCGUGUGAGCUCAAUGUCGAUGUCGAGUGGUAUCUCAAGUACCAGGUCCAUCCCGUCAUCUCGCGCCUGUGCGAUCCGAUUGAGGGCACCAGCGCCGCGCUCAUCGCCGAGUACCUUGGCCUGGAUACGACCCCCUACACCCAUCGGACCUCCAGCAACGGGAUGGCUUGCCCAAGGCCCAACUGCACGGGCGAGUUCCGUGCCGUUUCUGUGAUGAAUCGCUUGACAAUCAUGAUGCGAGGAUUUAUCGAUGAGUAUUAUCAGGGCUGGAUGAAGUGUGACGAUGCAGCAUGCCAACAGCAGCGCACCCGCCAAUUGUCUGUGAAUGGCCGAAAGUGUCUCAACCCCGGCUGCAAGGGCACCAUGCGUCUUGAGAAUACCGAUACAAAGCUGUACACUCAGCUGUUGUACUUCCAGCGACUGUUUGACUUGCAGCGCGCCUUCCAGAAGAUUGAAGAUUCCGAGCAGCGAGCGUUGGCCGUGCGCAUGAUUGAGCCCUACCGCGCGGACAUUGUUCGCGUGCAUCAGCAUGUCAAUGCCACUUUCAACAAGUCCGCCCGACAAUUUGUGAAUUUGCGCUCGCUGUUCUCGUUCUUGCGAGGCCCCACAGGUGUCUCGAGCAAGCCCGGCAAGUGA